Molecule: messenger RNA, 1011 nt
Organism: Sodiomyces alkalinus F11
Lineage: Eukaryota; Fungi; Ascomycota; Sordariomycetes; Glomerellales; Plectosphaerellaceae
Exons: 5
Coding region: 1-1011 (336 amino acids)
Source: RefSeq, a predicted model, not a curated record
AUGGCGCGACUUUACGAGGAGAUCCUCGUUGUCCCAGGCAAGAGGCCCCUUCCUGGCAUGGCCCUCAAUAUAAUCAAAAAUGUCAAGGCUAGGGAUCGUAAGAUACUCGAGAUUCUAUUCGAUCCAGAAGAAAAAGCAUUCAAAAUUCUGUGCGAGAGUAACCAUGGAGCUGCAGCUAGUGCUCUUGUCAACAACGUGGUGACGGAGAAACUUACACUCGAUGGAAAUGCUUUCCAACCUCACCAUACAAAGCUUAGGCUUGACGAAUACGACUGUGUGAGGUUCCCUGAGGCUUUUGCUGAGCAGCCCUUUCGAGCGAUGCUCAACCUGUCGAAUAAUACUGGCACGCCGGGCACCCUAGCGAGCAUCAUGUCGAACUGCGGCUACGACAAUGCUCAGCAGGGAUGUGAGAUGAUGGAGAAAAUCACCAAGGCCCUCAUUUCCUGCAAUAUGGCCGGCACCACCAUCUAUUUUGGUGCCAAGACCCAAGCAGACCUGAAUUCGGCUACAUGCCUUUUUCAGUUUAUUUCUGAAGCGCCAGCGAAGAGCUCUCGGUCCAGUAACGGGAGCAGGACGACUCGGACUCCCGGCAUCGGUUUCGGAAGGAAUAUGCCCGGCGAUAUUGCUGCCGCCAUCCAAUUAAACAGAACCAACACCCCGGGCCCACACUCUCGUUGGAGGGACAACGCUGCCAAUCGUGCUGUCAAUCCUGCUGUCAACCGGCCUGUUGAUAGUCAUGUUGACAGAAUCAAGACAUCGCAGAUCCAGGUACAGACCCACCCAGGUAGCCACGGCUACCCCGACAUUGUCGAAACCUGGGUAAAGCCCUUUCAUGGUGCGGCUCGUGCUACCGGCACGGAACCGACCCCAGUACAAGAUCGUUCCGAUGAGGCAACAGCUGACUCUGCGAAGACGGACAAGCUCGUCGACGUUCCCGAGCCGGAACACUCAGUUGAGUCCGACAACUUGUUGGUCGACCGCGGCCAGAUUCCCAACAUCAUGGAUAUGUAG